Messenger RNA from Vicia faba (fava bean), 1155 nucleotides. The record is from the annotation of a GenBank genome assembly. NCBI's taxonomy places the organism in Eukaryota, Viridiplantae, Streptophyta, Magnoliopsida, Fabales, Fabaceae.
AUGCAUGAAAUGGCUAAGAAGGCAGUGUUGAUAGGGUGCAACUAUCCAGGAACAAAGGCUGAGCUGAAUGGGUGUGUUAACGAUGUAAGGAGGAUGCAUGAAUGCCUCAUUCAGAAUUAUGGAUUCUUAGAUGAGGAUAUCACUGUUCUCAUUGACACGGAUGGUUCUUAUAUUCAACCUACUGGAAAGAACAUUCGAUUUGCCAUGUCUAGGUUGGUUCAAUCAGCUCAGCCUGGUGACAUGCUAUUUAUCCACUACAGCGGUCAUGGCACCCGUCUCCCUGCAGAGAUCGGGGAUGAUGAUGAUACUACUGGCUAUGAUGAAUGCAUUGUUCCUACGGAUAUGAAUCUCAUCAUUGAUGAUGAUUUCAGAGAGUUUGUAGCAAAGGUACCUGAGGAUUGUAGGAUCACAAUAGUAUCAGAUUCUUGUCACAGUGGUGGAUUGAUUGAAUUAGCAAAGGAACAAAUAGGAGAUAGCACGCAUGAAGGAGCACCAAAUUCAUCACCAGGCUUAAAAAACAUCCUUCACAGAACUAGGGAUCGUGAUAGUGAGGAAGAACAUCAUGGGAAGCACAACUAUGUGAAGAAUAGGUCUCUUCCUCUCUCAACUUUUAUUGACAUACUAAAGGAGAGAUCCGGGGAAAAUGAUGUAGAAAUUGGAAAGAUACGACAUACAUUAUUUCGUAUCUUCGGGGAAGAUGCUAGUUCUAAAGUGAAGAGCUUCAUUAAGUUUUUGUUGAAGAAAUUUCAACAGGGAGAUGGUGAGUGUGGAGUUCAUAGUGGGAUUUUGGGGAUGGUGAAAAACAUUACCCACGGACUUGUCAACUAUAAGCUGAAUGACAAUGAUGAAGAGUACGAAGAUCCGGUCAUGUCAUAUGCUACAUUAGCUAAGCAUAAAACUGUGGAGAGUGGAAUUCUACUGAGUGGUUGCCAAACUGACCAAACUUCUGCAGAUGCAAGCCCUGAUGGAAAUUUGGAAAAAGCUUAUGGGGCUUUUAGCAAUGCCAUACAAGCUAUAAUUGCAGAGACUGGUGGUGUAGUUACAAAUCGACAGCUUGUGCUGAAGGCUAGGAAGAAACUUCACAGGCAGGGUUAUACUCAGAAGCCUGGACUUUAUUGUAGUGACGACAAUGCCAAUGCUCCUUUUGUGUGUUGA